Xyrichtys novacula (pearly razorfish) is the source of this 5985-nucleotide messenger RNA. The record is from the annotation of a GenBank genome assembly. Lineage: Eukaryota; Metazoa; Chordata; Actinopteri; Labriformes; Labridae.
AUGUCUGAGAACACAUUUCCCGUCUAUACUGCGGACGCUAUUGUGAACUUCUACCGAACCGAAGUUCUUACCGGUCAGGAGGCCAAACACUUCACCAAGAACGAUCUGACUCCUGCUCCAAAGGUAACAUCUGCACGGAUCUCACGGUGUUUACCCACAUAACUCACUUAUCAUCUGAUUAUAACGACAUAACUAAAACACUUAAACGUUUUUUAGUCAGAUCUGAAUCAUUAAGUGCACUCGAUGAUGUGGGUAUAACGGAAAAAAGGGCGUGUACCAAACUUGAGGAGCUAAAUCAGGACUUGAUCCUUAAAUGUGGAGACUUCAGUUGAGCCAAAAUCUGUCAAAAUGACCAAAAACGGGGUUAUUUUCACUACACUGCAAAGCUGCAAUACAUACUGUUUUUAUGUGUUAACAAUCUGUUUUUUUUUCUAACGUUCAUAGUAGGACUGGGCGAUUUGGCCUAAAAGAUGAUCACAAUAUACUUAUAUACUGUCCGAUGUCGAUUAUUAUAUAUUGUCCGAUCUCGAUUAUUAUCCAGAUUUUUUUUUUACUUCCAGUUUUUAAGCAUCUGUACUUAAAACUAAAAAGUAAAUAGAUAAAUACUAAAUAAGACAUUAAAUAACUUUUCUUCUCAACAACAUCUUUGGAGGAUGAAGUCAUGGCUGAUAUCUAUUUUACUGCCCUCAGCUCCACAUUCAGUUACUCUGUUUACUUCUCCGGCAACUUACAGAAGUGAGCAGGAAAAGCUCGACCCUGAUUGGCUGUUGUGACACACAUUUUCGCUAUGUUUGAUCGAGUAAAUAAGCUCAUAGCUGAUCGCCGUGAUCGGACUAAUAUUUAUCACGAUCAUUAAUCAAGAUCGUAUAAUCGCCCAGUCCUAGUUCAUAGUUUGUUGGUUGUUUUUAAUGUAAGAAACAGAUGAGCUAAGUACCCUCCUUUUUUACCCUAGUGAUGUAUCAAAAAUAAACAUUACUGAAUUUUAAAUUUAUUAAUAGAUUUGAGAAAAAAUACAGACACAAGUACAUCAGGUCGAUAAAUGACAUCUUUUUUAAAAAAAUCAGCAUGAGUCCUCGUUAGGCCGAUAUCACCACUGUUUGUGAGUCCAUUAAUAAUCUAUUGGCUAAUUAUUUUUAUGACAUGAAAUGAUGGAUUUAUGCAUGAUUUGUUUUAAAGAUAAUUAGAGAUGGCUGGACAGACACCAAGAAUUCCUUAAAUAGCAGAAUAAUUUUCUAUCUACAGUUAUUUUCUGAUGUUUAGUAACUUUGUUUUACAUUCGUAAGUAUUAGUGCAUUUUUAUUUUUUUAAAAUGCAAAUAAAAUAAUGCUAAUAGUAACAGAAAGGAAAAAGCAAUGUGAUAUCGGCUUUAUAUAUCAGCCAAUCUGCUCUGUAACAUUAUUGAUAUUGGCAUCAGCCGUUGAAAAACUCAUCAGUUGACAAAGAAAUACUAAAUAGUAACAUCUUAAAAGUUGUAAUCACUGUUAGAUUCGUGAAAGUGAAAGUUUGGCAAAGGUACAACAAAAGCAAUAACCAAGAAACUAAUAACACAGAACGAGCACUGAGAAUCACAUCUGAGAAUCACGUCUGUCUCUUACACGACAGUCUGGAUAGCAAAACAUCACAUCACAGCCUGCUUGAAUAGGAAAGACAUGCCAAAUACAAGAGUGAACCAGAGGAGGUGUUAGCUGAGAUUUAGCCGUCAAUCCUCUCUGUACAUUUGACUAAAAGCACAUUAAUGAAGUCUUUAAUUUUUUUCUCUUGCAGCCAGAAACAGUCCAAACUUUGUACAUGAGAGUGUUGCACCUCCUGUAUCGUUUCAGACCUGAGUGUCACUCUAUGGUGAGUUCUCCAAGACAUAUGUACCAACUGUGGUACAUCACAGAUAGAUUCACUGCUGUGGAUCUGGUUGUUUUACGUAUCAAUGAUUACUUUUCUCAUCCCUCAGGUUCCAAUGCUGGAGAACAUUCAGCAUCCAACUUAUCAUGAGGGCGCAACUGCUAUAAUGAGCGUUUACAUGCGCAUGUGAGUAUUCUUGUGUUUUCUGCUGGAUGAGCUGACCACUACAGGACAAAUCACAAAUAUGUGAUUACUGAUCACAAGACUAUAGAAAGACGCAUCCUAUUUUUGCAGCCUCACUACUUUCAGACCCCAGCUUUAUUUUUAUAUUUUUGAGUGAUAUCACCUAAGAACUGUGUUAUUCAGUCUCCAGUGUCUAACAACUCCUGGUUUUGUCUUUAGGCGUCAGUUUUUGCCGAUGUGCUUGGUGUACGAUUUCUCGCUGAAUGACCUUCUUGCUCCAAGUAAGAAUAUGUUUUCUAUCUUGCCAGAGGUUGUCUUUUAAACUGUACCGUAUAUCUAAAGUGAAGUAUCUAAAUAACCGUGGGUAAAGUUCUCCUCUAUCUUACCAGAGAAACAGAAGACUCUAACUGUGCUGAGUGCCAUCAUGAACUUCCUUCACUUCAGGAAGCAGAGACUGGACAUGACCCUGGAGAAACAGGCCAAAUUUGUAUGUUAGAUAAUUCCACACAGAUUUGCCUCACAAACUCAAUAUGACUGUUUGGUUUUAAUAUUGAUUUAUUUAAAUACAGCUAUGGCUACAACAGUGUUUCCCCUAGGUUGAGAAUUUACUUGUGGUGGUGGGCUGGGAUUCAAAAUAAUCUAGUCAAAAUAAGGUUUAUGAACUAUGCGUUAUUUAUCGUACAUACAGGACUUCAGACUAACUUGCUUUGCUAAGAGCACAGUAACCUCUAACUAAAAGUUUAGGAGUACAAGCAGAAAAUUUAGCGGUACGCACUGUGACUUGACUUGUAAGGCAAAUAAUUCACAUUUCCUCUCUUUUUCACUGUAUUACUGAUAAAUAGAUAAUAAAUGCUAAAAAUUACAAUGUUCUGUUUUAAAUUCAGUGUCACAUUUUAUUGUACUCUUUUAAAGAUGCAAAACAAACAUAAAACAUAAGGUAGACAGUGCAUUACACUGACCAAGUUUUUUGCUACAGACUGUUGCUUUGUAAACAAACAACCCAAAGGAAAAAAUAGCUUUUAAUUCGCUCCAUGUCUUGAAGAGGAAAAAGUCACAGUCAGUUUCUGAAACAAAACAUAUGGUCCAAUAACAGAAACUGUAUGAGGAAGAAAACAGUAUAUAAUCAAGAAUAAGUUAGUGUAGCCGGAGCGCAACAGUUUGGGUGCAUUUCCGUAUAGUCACCAGCGUGUCCUGCGCUGUGCCGUGUUAGUCUGGAGGAAACCCUGCUAUCUGUGUGUCUGUAUGACCGUGCGUUUUUCUUUUUUUUAAAUUCUAUUUUCAUCGUCUUGGGUGGGUGUCGAUCCUCUUCGGCAGGCCACCCAAAUAAAGUCUAUGUAGGGGAAACACUGCUACAAUGUAGCUGCAGUCUUAGAUAAUACAAUACCUGUCUCGGUGAAAACAUGGUUUUUAGCUUCAUUAUUCCCACAGAAUGAGGUCGUCAACAUUAUCCUGGUUUCACUGUGUGUGUUUGGUGAUGGAGUUGUUUAAACAGUCACUGCUUGUGUUUUCAGAGGGCAGACAUGGACAGACUGCAGGCCUACACCAAAGGCAACUUAGAGGCAGAGAGGAAGAUUGAGAUACUGACGUAAGAAUUGGCCAAAAUUCAUACAGUUAAUUGACAGUUUUUUAGAACUUCAUCAGUAAUCAAGAAGAUGAUGCACCAUGUUUUAAUUUUCUUGAUAGUGUAUUUCUUCAAUUCAAGAUUAUUACUGUUUCACCAUCAUUUGAAAACAAAUAUGUCACGACUACUUACCUAAUAAUAUGAUCACAUAAAGUCAAAACAAUCAAAAACCAAAGUUAAUUUUUCCUGCUGCUUGUUCAGGACCAUCCCACCAGAGCAGCAGGCUGAGGCCGAUGAGCUGGCAGCUGCUCUCUCUGAGUUGCACACCACGACCAUGCACGAAUACCAGGAUGUGGUGGGUAGUGUUUCAACAGUUCAAGAAUCAAUCCUGUUGAUAUGUGGAUGUUUGCUCCAAAUCAAAUUGAUGAAUUGUGUCUCCUUUCAGAAUGCAAAAAAUGACAUCAUUGCAGAGUGGAAAACCAACAUAGCAGAGAAGACCCAGCAACUGGUAAGAUUCUCGAGUGUAAAUCUCUGAUACUGAUAUUUAACAUCAUCGAGUUUUUCAAUGCUGUAAUACAGAAACAUGUAGCUGGAGGCCUGUUAUCUGACCUAUGCCCUACAUAUUUUUGUGUCAGGCUCAGGUGAAGGUGGACAUCAGCAACCUGAAGGAAGACAUCAACAAACUGAAGUCUCAGAUCGUGGAGUCUCCGGAGGAGCUGAAGACUCAGAUGGAAAAGAUGAGGGAGACUGUCAAGAACAUCAAGAACACCAUGGUGGGUUGAAUAGUGAGAACAGGGUGGGUUUGUUGAGUGUGCCAAGUGACUGUCAUUUGGCUGCUGAAAGAGUUUUAUUUCUCUUGUUUUCAGAAAGAAACAGAUGAGCGUGUGGUGGAGCUACAGAGCAUGGUGCAGAGUGUGACUCACACUGAGGCUGAGAUCCAGCAGAUGUACAACCUGCUGCAGGACCUGGAGAGCAGCAUGAACAACACCAAGCAGAAACAGGAGGAGGUAAAGAUCGGGUGCAAAGCUCUCUGAAGCUGGAGAUAUCUAACAAUAUGCACUGAUGAAUGUCCUAGGGCUGUAAAGUCCGAGUCGACUGGUCAUCUUAUUUGUCAAUACAUGCCGAGUCAACCAAAAUUCUGAUUGGUUGACUCGAUUUUUUUACACCUUCAAUUCACGGUCUAUGGUCAAUUUCAUUAGAAGUACCAAGUGCUAAUGGGGUGUUUUCAGAGCACCCCAGUUUCACAGGUAACAGCCUGUCUUAGAACACCCCCCCUUGUUUUCACCAUUUUGGAUUCACCCAACCUACUGGACACCGGCUGGAGACAGGAAGAUUGAAGAGUGUCCGCGUUAAUCAACGUCCGGUGGUUUACUGAAUAUUUAGUUUUAUAAAUAUUUCUUUUUUUUUUCACCCUUCUGAGCCGUGUCGUCCCCCACCACAGAGGGGUUAGUGGCAGCCAUCAGAGUCCCCCCCCCCAGCCACCCCCAAAUUAGUCGAUUUUUGGUUGAAAAUUUCAGGGUUUUAGUCGAACAAGAAUUUCUUUGGUUGAUUACAACCCUUGAAUGUCCACACCAACAACUAUCAAAUGAAGUUGUCUCAAAAUCGAAUAAUAAACUCUAAGCCCUCAAAUGAAAUGAAAAAGCUUAAUCAAAUCAAAUGAAUAUAGAAUACUAUGGUUAUCCCCUUUGUACAUGUUUGGAUUGGAUUAAAAAUAUUGACCUAAAACCAGCGGCUGAUAAGGAAACAUAGCAAAGGCUUUUUUAAAUCACUUUCUCAAAUAAGCAUGUUAUGUUGCCCGCCUGCUUGUUUGUAGCACCAGGAGUUGUCUGCCCAGUAUGAAAAGAAGCAGAGGGAGCUGAAGAACUUGUGCAUGGAGGAGGAUCAGCUGAAACGAGCUCUAUGCAUGAAGCUGGACAAAGAGUCCAAACAGAACAUGCGCAGGCAGAAGAAGAGAGAGAUGAAGGAGCAGCAUGUUCAGGAAGUGUUGGGGUAGGUCAUGCCAUGAAGCGUUACAUUUAAUAGCAGCAGAUCCGUACAGCAGAAGAUCAUCAUUCUCUUGUUUUCCAGGCGGUGUAAUCAAAUCCAUCAGAAGCGAGAGGAGAAGGCGGAAAAAAUCCAAGAGAUCUCGAGAGAGACACAACAGCUGAAGUCAAAGAUCCAGAGCCUGAGAGACGUCUGCAGCAAAGAGACGGAGAAAGCUCAGGUACAACCGCCUCCUCAGAAUCUGCCUCAGUGUCCACAUUUGAGUUGUUUCAUUCAAGUUCUGAGAGGAAUGUGUGUGACUUUGCUGUGCGCAGGCUCUGUAUGACACCCUGUCAACCUCGAUGGAUGAGCUGCACAGGAGGAUUGACAUGCACGUGGUCGACCUGAAGCGUGAUGUCACCAAGAUGUCUGCAACCUUUUAA